This is a messenger RNA of Microstroma glucosiphilum, 603 nucleotides long. RefSeq lists its product as hypothetical. Bases 1 to 603 code for a protein of 200 amino acids. Lineage: Eukaryota; Fungi; Basidiomycota; Exobasidiomycetes; Microstromatales; Microstromataceae. The transcript has 2 exons. Gene Ontology annotation, molecular function: RNA polymerase II cis-regulatory region sequence-specific DNA binding; DNA-binding transcription factor activity, RNA polymerase II-specific. The record is from RefSeq and is a predicted model, not a curated record. Gene Ontology annotation, biological process: regulation of transcription by RNA polymerase II.
AUGGGCCAUGGGGGACCGCUACCAGUCGGAGUGCCUGUGGCUACGGGCGGUGGUUUCAAGAGGAAGCAGACGAGCGCAAAUCCGCCGCCGAGGAAUUAUGGUUGUCCGGCUUGCCCUGCCAGCUUCUCUAGGAGGCAUGACCUGAACAGACACUCACGCAUUCACCUGGCGGUGAAACCCUUUGGCUGUCCCAAUUGUCAGAAGACAUUCAGCCGCAAAGACGCUCUCAAGCGCCAUCUCAUGGUCAAGGGCUGUGGGAAAGACGCCGAGGGCAAGCCGCGCAAGAGGAGAGGCAGGAAGAGCAAUGCCGAAAAGGCUUCCGAGGCCGCUGCUCUGCGAAGCGCCAACGGUGGAGCCGGACUAGGCAUCAGGAACGAUGGCGAUGGCUCAAUGGGCAUGGAUGAAGAUACUGGCGAUUAUGAAGGAGAGGACGAUGAUGAAUCUGAUGACGAGGAGGGGCCAGAGGGAGAGGGAGAAGAGGGAGAAGAAGGCGCAUCUGGAGGAGGUAGUCGGUCACCGGAGGGUCAGGGUGCUCGUAGCGGAGUCUACGCCCAUCCUGGACAGGGUGGCAUGAUGAGCUUUGGCGACAUGGGAGCCGCCUGA